AUGGGGGCCGAACCGCUAGAGGGAGAUAUCGAUCGUGAGACAUACACCGGACUGAAAUAUGGCGGAGAAUUUAGCGGGCCCAGCAGGCUAGAGUCCCACACUGCAGUUGAAGACACGGCACCGCAGGUGAGUAACCAAGCUGAAGAGUUUUCAGUAGUUGAAAUUGGUGAAGAGCUAGAGAGGGUCUUAGUGAGGAUUAGGCAGAUACCCAUCAGAGUAGGGGAAGAAUCGGAAGAGGCGCGUAUAGCGGGGAAAUACAGAACCAAGUUGUUCCAAGUACUGGAAAGUGAAGCCAGUGACAUAGGCAAAAUGCUGGAAGACUUGAAAGCUAGCGUAGUGAGAUAUAAGCAGUUUGGGCGGGAACUGUUCAGAACCCUACGCACUAAAGGCAUUGACACAAUAGAUGAUCUUAUAGAGUAUUUUGAUACCACAGAACGAGAUGGCGAGCUGAUUGCUGAUAUAUGCGACAUGUUUCAGACUAACGGUCGGGAGGUUCGAAAUGUACUUGGAGAGGUACAUCGCACCGUGCGUCAGCAAUCACACCGAAGCCCGCCAAAGGAAGAUGAUCAAAUGGACACGGACACUAACACAGAUGAGAAGGAAUUCAAUGAUGUCAGCAAGCCAGACUGGAGUGCCUUACGGUCUACCCUGGAGGCAGCGUUCGGAGAAAUUGGAAGGACAAGCAGUCAGCACAUCAGAUUAAGUGAUAGGUCUAUGGAGUAUGCCCAGAUCCUGCUAGACAACUUGAAGGAGUGGCCGGAGCAUAUUCACUUGCUGAGUACACUUCAUAGGGUGGAGCCGAGGGAGGCCUAUAACGCAGUGAAGGAGUUAGCCCUAAACAUUGAACAAUCCAAACUAAUGUGGUCAAGUGAAGGAGGGCGAAAGUAUGAUAAAGGGAGUUGGAAGCAAAGAGCCGCCACCUACUAUGAAGGGCCUUCAAGGACACAUAGUGAUAAGCUGGUCCAUUCUGAGGCCAAAUACGAGGUGGGACGGCCAAAGACAGUAGAUACCGUGAAGCAGGACGCCCAACGUGCCCCAAGAGAAAUUCCAAAUCUAAACACUGGUAGAGCUACUGAAAGCAGACGAGAAGAGAAAGGAAGUAAGGAGCAAAGGAGGUGUUACAACUGCUCCAGAUUUGGGCAAAUUGGCAAGGACUGUCCCCUGAGGGGAACCGUGGUGAAACAAAUUGCUAGGAAACCUCCGGAAAAGGGGCAAAGAAGAAGUACAGCUGUGGCCCAAAUAGUUGACAGAGUGCGAAGCCUAGGCGUGAAAGCGGUUGAGCCGUCAGAGGUGCCAUUGGUAGGAAACAUGGUGCCAGCGUGGGCUCAUUUGAUGGAGAUGCGGGUUCCAGCAAAACUGGACACAGGGUCUAUGAUAAGUAUUCUACCUGUGGGACUGCUGGCACGCGCUCAAAAAGAAGCGUUUGAUAUGGAAAAGUUAGAAGUGUUGCCAGAGGAAUCGAUGGUGCCGGUGUACGAUGCAUCAUGCAAUCGUAUGAACUCCCUGGGAGCUAUUAAGAUGCGAGUGUACCUAGAAGGUGGUAACACUGCUAUCGUAGCCUCCCAUAUUGCAGACACAAAUGAUAAGGAUAUCCGCUUAGGAAUGAAUGCAGAAGGAUGCGAGAGGUGUGACUGUGUUGAAAAGGCUCCAUGUGCCGCCGCACGGGUCGGCAAUCCUUCAUGCGCAUUGUGA
Molecule: messenger RNA, 1692 nt
Organism: Haemonchus placei
Lineage: Eukaryota; Metazoa; Nematoda; Chromadorea; Rhabditida; Trichostrongylidae
Source: the annotation of a GenBank genome assembly